This is a messenger RNA of Onychostoma macrolepis, 5661 nucleotides long. RefSeq names its product semaphorin-7A. The record is from RefSeq and is a predicted model, not a curated record. The coding region runs from base 87 to 1856 and encodes 589 amino acids. Lineage: Eukaryota; Metazoa; Chordata; Actinopteri; Cypriniformes; Cyprinidae. Gene Ontology annotation, biological process: negative regulation of axon extension involved in axon guidance; positive regulation of axon extension; integrin-mediated signaling pathway. Gene Ontology annotation, molecular function: semaphorin receptor binding; integrin binding; chemorepellent activity. The transcript is spliced from 14 exons.
CGCCCCGCCUUUAAAGAGGAAGUUAAGUCAACGAUGAUCCAGACUCAAACAUUCAAGGUCCGCGUUACAUUAACUGUCAAGUUGAGAUGGAUUUGAGGUUAUUUUGUGUGCUGUUUAUCUGUAUUUCAUAUGUUAGUUCAUCAAAAUUACAUUAUGAUGCUCGUGUGAUGGUGAACAAAGAAGGUAUAACCAGGUUUUCUUUUGAAAACAAUAAUAUUAAUUUGGUGAAGCUCGUCAGAACCUCUGGUAACAAUAUCAUCUGGGUCGGAGGACCCAAGAUCCUCUAUUCCAUCAGCCCAACACAAGCCUCCAAACCCCAUCAGGUGAACGUGCCUCUAUGUCAGGAUGAAAGCAAAGAUUCAGACAAAUCUCAGCACUGCUCACACAGGAUCUCUGUGCUCAGAGAGGGCGUUGAUGGAAAUCUCCUGUUCAUCUGUAGAUCAUAUGAUGGAAAUACAGUGUGCUGUAACUUGAACUCCAGUUAUUCUUUGGACAAUUGCUUCACGUCAGACAAUUAUGUGUUAUAUAUUAAUGAGCCGUCAUUACUUGUUGGUAAUAUGCUGUACUUUACCAAGCCUGAUGAGGGGUUAUUCAGGAUAAACAACAACAAACAUGACAACAUUUGGUCUCAGCCAAGUCAAGCGGAGCAAACAUACCUGAAGCUGAUCGCUGGUAAAGGACAACACAAAGACAAAGUUUAUUCCUUCUUCGCAGAGAAACACAAAAGUAAAGACGAUGAAUCUGAGCGGUGGAUUCCACGAGUCUCUCAGAGCUGCACGAACGACAGAGGCGGAUCUAAGAGUCUGCUUCAGAGCAGCUGGACGUCCGUUAUUUACACCCGUCUGUUCUGUGGGAGAGGAAAUGAAUUCACUCAGAUGAUAGAUGUGGCCACAUUGGACACAGACGGCGACACCAAAAUUUAUGCGCUUUUCAGAAACUAUUGGAACAUGAGUGCUGUGUGCGUUUAUAACAUGACUGAAAUCAGCAGAAUCUUCACUUCAUCUGAAUUCAACUCCGACAAGGUUCCUGCCAAUCACCGGCCUGGAACGUGUGUGGAGGACAGUACUCGUCUAAGCAGUGAAGUGCUGGGGUUUAUGAAGGAGCGUCCAGAGAUGAAGGAUUGGGUGAUGCCAGAGAACGGCCCCCUGCUGUUCAGACACCGCCAUUACACUCAUAUACAGGUGGACCGGGUACAAGACCACACCGUCCUGCUUCUGUCUCUAGAAAGUGGAGGGGUUCAUAAAGUGCUGGAAGAGCCUGUUUUUGUGAUUGCGGAGUAUCUGCCGUUUCCACGAGGGACGCACAUCACCAGCAUGCUGCUGGACGCUUCGGAGAGGCGUCUGUAUGUGAGUUCCAGUAAUGAGGUCGUUCAGAUUGAUCUACAGAGGUGUCAUGUGUAUGGAGAUGAGUGCAUCGGAUGCAUAUUAUCUCGGGACCCCUACUGCGGUUGGGACCGUUUGCACUGCACCUCUAGAGCAAAAAACCCAGUCCAGGAUAUCAGAAACUGUGAGCCUGAAGCUGCACUGUCUAAGACUGGAAUCAGUGACAAGCCACCAGUGGAUCACAUCUCUCCAUCCUCUAAACACUUCCUUCUCUGUCCGGUGACGUCACGCCACGCCACAUACCACUGGUACCACGGUAAAACACGUGAGGAGUGUGUUCACUCUGAUCAGGGCUGUUUGUACCUCAUUGACAGCAUGAACGAAACUCAUGAAGGGGAAUACAUAUGCGUGUCUUCAGAGGAAGGCUUUCAGAGGACGGUCACGCAAUACAAGCUCAGCAUGAGUCGAUCAGAUGCGCUGCGUCUCACUCCUGCGCUGUUACUGCUGCUCACAGCCCUGCUGCUGACCUUUUGAAAGUAUUGCCUUGAAGUUCCCAGGUUUAAAAAAAAAUACACUUCCAUAAUGCACUUAAAGUGCUCUAUUUUUGUGCACUAAUUUUGUACUUAAUAUACUAAAAAAGAUUUUUUAGUACUUCUUAAGUGUACUCAUCUGUGCUAUUUUGGGACACCAUGAAUAUGAACUCAAAUGCACUUACUAUCUUUGUAUUUAAAAAAUAUAUUUAGCUACCACUUGUAGUACACUUGAGUGUACUAGUGAAUGAAAGAAGUACUAAAGAAUAAUUUUUAGUAUAUUAAGUACAAAAUUAGUGCACGAAAAUAGAGCACUUUAAGUAUAUUAUGGACGUGCACUUGUUUUUCACUUGAGUAGUACACUUGAACCCAUCUUUCAUACUCUAGUAUACUCAAGUGUACUACAAGUGGUGACUAAAUACAUUUUUUAAAUACAGAGACAGUAUGUUAAAAGCGUGUUUUAGUUCAUAUUCAUGGUGUCCCAAAAUAGCACACAAAAGUUCAUCUUAAGAAGUACUAAAGAAUAAUUUUUUGUAUAUUUUAAGUACAAAAUUAGUGUGCUUUCAGUACAUUAUGGAAGUGUACUUUUUUUUUUAACCUGGGUUAUCAUCAACACCCUAUUUAAUAAUAUUACCAAUUAUUGGCAGUUAAUAAUCAGUUACUGAUUAUUAUUGACAUAUAUAAUUAGUUAAAAGCUGAAAAUUGGUGUUGCGAGUGGUUUGAUGUUUAAUGAUGGUUUCAGAUGUUUUCAGAGUUUUUUCUAUAAUAACUUGCACUGAUGAAUCAUUCAUAGAUUGGGAACAUGAAUUUUGUGAGUAAAUGUGACCCUGGAGCACAAAACCAGUCAUAAGGGUCAGUUUUAUGAAAUGGAUUUUAAUACAUCAUCUGAAAGCUGAAUAAAUAACCUUUCCAUAGAUGUAUGGUUUGUUAGGAUCGGACAAUAUUUGGAAUCUGGAUUAUUUAAUAUUGUAAUUAAGCAAUAAUUAAAAUCUGGAAUCUGAGGGUGCAAAAAAAUCUAAAUAUUGAGAAAAUUGUCUUUAAAGUUGUCCAAAUUAAGUCAUUGGCAAUGCAUAUUACUAAUCAAAAAAUUAAGUUUUGAUAUAUAUAUAUAUGGUAGGAAAUUUACAAAAUAUCUUAAUAUCCUAAUGAUUUUUGGCAUAAAAGAAAAAUGUAUAAUUUUGACCCAUACAGUGUAUUGUUGACUAUUGCUACAAAUAUCCCCGUGCUACUUAUGACUGCUUUUGUGCUGCAGGGUCACAUAUAUGAUAAAUACCCCUGAUGUUUACUGUAAAUGUGCAAUAUAGAGCUUCCCAUAAAAGUCAGUUAGUCAGCAGUCAUAAGAGUAUAAAAACACGAGGUCGAUGUGGGAGAGAAUCAGUUUGGAUCAUUUUCAGAAUGUGAAGAGAUUAUAGAAUGUGUUUAUUGUUAUUUUCAUGAUCAGCAGUGUUUUUGUCAUGUGAUCAGUCAAACAUUUGGACACACACUCAAUUUAUGUUCCUCGUGAUCUCAAACAACCUCAGUCUAAACAGUUUAGCAGACAAAAAUAAAUCAGUAAAAAGAGGCUCUUCAUUUGUAUAACGUUUUGAUCACCGCAUUAUUCCCAGACUUAUAUUUGUGUCAUUUUAGAGAUUAUGGCCCGGUUUCAUAGACAGGGUUUAGCCUAAACCAGUAUUAGGCCAUAGUUCAAUUAAGACAUUUAAGUCAUUUUGACAAAUGUGCCGUAUAUAAAAACGUCACUGGUGUGCAUCUUGAGACAAAACAAAGGCACUGAUAUGUUUUAAGAUCAGUCAGUACAAGUUUCUUUCAGUUGAAACGGCUCAGAUUUACAUUUUAGUCUAGGACUAGUCUUAAGCCUUGUAUGAUUCUAACAUGAGGAAAUGAAUGAACUGACCUGUCUAAAUGUUUGACUGCUAUCGUAUGUAAUGAAUGUAAUGAAUAUUUCCAUGUGUAGUCUUGUGUGAUUGUUAUUUCCUAAGGACUUGUGUUAAAUUUAAUAAUUUAUAAUUUAGGAAUUUGAAAUGUAGGUAGAAACUGGUAGAACAUUUAAUUUGAUCAGGAUCAUUUCAAAAUGUGCAGCGGUGACGAUUGUUUCAUUUCUUUACAUUAGACAACGAAAUAUCAAAUCCGGUGUCAUUUAUUGCAAAGAAAGAUUGUGAGACACUGUGUUUUCUGAACAUGUUCUACUAAUAUUUCACAAUCCGUGUCACAACACUUAGUUUUUGAGAUUCUUUGAUUGUGAAGCGUGUUGCUAAAGGAAUCUUUCUUUACAAUCAGUGACACUUCAUGUAGUAUUUUACAACGUCUAAUGUCUUUCAGCCAUUUUUAACCCUUGUUCUGCUGAAAAUCCUUGUGUUUCUGGUCAAAAAUGGCUUCCCUUUUGAAAAUGGUUUGUAUUAUACUAUAUUAUCACCAAAUUUUGGAUUUAGUCUUUUUAUCAACUAGUUUUCUUUCAAUCGGCUGCACAGGUUUUGAUUUCUGAUUAAUUGUAGGCCUCAUUGAUCUGAGCUCGUGCACCACAGUUUUUGAGUGAAAACAAAAACAUUAUUUGUGCACAAAUUUAUAAAUUAUAAAAUAUAAGAUUUUUGAGUUUUCUCAGCUUUUUGUUGUAUAAACUUAAUCAUGUUGAGGAAACUCAAAAAUCAGUUGAAGCUGGUUGUCUUAAACUUUUUAACUUUGCUGUAAUAGCGCUGUAAAAAAAUCUAAAGUUGAGCAAACUUAAGUUUAAGGCAACCAGCUUCAGCAGAUUUUUGAGUUUUCUCAAAUUCUUGUUUUAAGUUUAUGAAACAAAAAUUUGAGAAAAAUUUGGCCAAUGUUGACUCUGAUAUUAUUGAGGCCUAAGAUCAAUCAGUUUCAGAAUGAAAUACAAAACCUAUGCUAAUUACAAAAAGAAAAGAAAAAAGGGAAAAUAUUGCUAAAAAGACUAAUGAGAAAUAACAAUGAGAAAUUGAUGUGCAAUUUUUUGUAGUCAUUUUUGACUGAGAAAACCACAAAUGUCAGGAGGUGGAAAUGUAAGGAUUCUAUAUAUCUAUAUCUCUAUCUAUAUCUAUCUAUCUAUCGAGAGAGAGAGAGAGAGAGAGAGAGAGAGAGAGAGAGAGAGAAAUGGGGAAGUGGUUAAACCCUGUGUGAGCAAAGUCAGUAUGUUUUAUUUAAAUACAAUAACAUUAACCAGCAUUUCUGGGGAAAAGAAAGUCCUCUCGGGGUCAAAAUGAGCAGAACAGCAUGAGGAUGAUCAGUCUUGUGAGCAGCAUGAUUUAUUCAGUGUUGUUUCACAAUCAAUGAAUUGUUUCAGAGUUGUGUUCACUAUAAACUGUGACGCUCCAUAAGUGCAAACAUCAUACAGUAAUUCACAGUUUAUGAUGAUGUUUGUUGUAUGAUGACUGUGUGUAUGAAGUGAUGUGAGUCAUAUUUAUAUCAGCAAAAUGCAUGAGUGAUCGAUAUGAAUGUGUAAUGAGGUGAUGGGUAAAGCCGGUCUUAACCACAGUCACUAACAGUCACCACUUUUUUUCUUCUCUUUUUUACUUUUGGAGUUAUAUUUUUGUAUUUAUUGCACUGUGAACUUAAAAUCUGUGAAAGUUCCAAUCUCAAGAGAAAAAAUGAUUUUGCAAUAAAUAAGUGUGCUUAAGCAUCUUCAAGAAGAGGAAGUGAGGGGCGAACACACCCACAGAGGAUCUGGCACCCCACCUCUCACCUCUGGAAAGGUCAGGGAACUGGAACCAAUGUCAUGAUCAAUUCGUCAUUAAUUCCUCUCAAGUGUUGGUGGAAUUGCCAUUUCACACCCUGAUUUUUCUAAUUAAAGACUUUCAAAAAUG